Messenger RNA from Phycodurus eques (leafy seadragon), 4801 nucleotides. RefSeq lists its product as uncharacterized. Lineage: Eukaryota; Metazoa; Chordata; Actinopteri; Syngnathiformes; Syngnathidae. The record is from RefSeq and is a predicted model, not a curated record. Bases 182 to 751 code for a protein of 189 amino acids. The transcript is spliced from 4 exons.
UUUUCUUUCUAGCUUCUAGUAUAAGGUGGUACGAGAGAACGAACCACAAUGUCCAGAAUUUAUAUAACAAAUGUUUUUGGCUAUUACAGGAGACCUUUAUGAGAUUAACGUAGCUGGAUAGAAGUGAUUGCUUGGAGCUGCGGCAGAUGAUCGUGUGACUGCUGCAGACUGGUGAUAUAAGAUGGAGGCAGCAUACAGAGAACUUUACCAGGAGUUUGUUCGCCUGAAAUCUCUUUGUCUUAGGCAGGCGGCUCUGUUGCACCGACUUAUGACAACCCUACAGGAGGCCAAAGGUGCUUCAAAUGGAGACUUGUCUGCCAAGCGUAUCCAAGAAAUCCCAGUGCAUUUCCAGGGAAACACAAUAAGUGCACACAACCCCACAGCACAGUCUGACUUGUAUGCACGCCCUCCAAAUGAGAACACAUCUCAUCUCCUAGCUGAAGAUAUGUCCAAGCUCAGCAUGAAGGCGUCUUAUGGCAAAGCACAACAAAAGAUGUCAUUAGCACAGGACUCUUUAACAAAUAGGUUUUCCUGUGAUCCUCCCAGUGAAGGCGGGAGCCACCACAACUCGAGGAUGUCUCUGUCAGACUGCCAGUUCCUUGGCUUUGACCUCCAGAGUCUUCCAGGCAGAUUGCUGAUGUCCGAUGUGACGCUGCACUCUCACGUGUGCGACUUUUGCCAGGCCGUUUUUCCGGGACACACAACAACCAGGGGGGAGUUCCUGCAACAUCUCCACAACCAUGUCACCUAGUUACCAUCACUAAAGACGAGCUUGGGUUUCCUCUUUAAAAUUCCUAAUUCAACCUCUACACGUGAUUUAUCCAAAACAUCGCAAACGGCUUCAUCAAAACUGACAAUUAUUAAAUUUAUAAAGGCAAAAUCAAAUUGUUGCCUUCAUAAAGCCUGAAUUAAGUAUACAUCUUAACAAUCUUAACUGUCAUAUACUGUAAGUGUCAGGAGGAGUUAAUCACUGUAUGAUAAAAUAAAAUAAAAGUAAAAUACAGCAAAACGACACAACAUGUGAAUAAGCCUGACGGAGACGGACUAAAUGGAGUGGGAACAUAAAGUGUUUGCAGAGGGAUGCUGUCAACCUCUGCUCUUUUAAAGAUAUUGCAACUGUUGGCAGGCGGAAUAAGAACAUGUUCACAACAUUGUGUUUUGUGCUUGCUUUGUCAUUUUGUAGUUUCAGGAAUUGACAAUCAACACUGUUGCUUAUGAAAGUUAAGAAAGAAAAAAACAUUCUCCCAGUGCAUUAAAUAUGUGCCUUUUGUUGUUAAGCUUAUCAGGUCAUUUUCAUGCAUAUUGUUAGCCGUUAUUCUUUCAGCGCGACACUAUUAAUAAAAUAAAUGUGUGUAUGCAAUUGCUCAUACGGCCACAGCACGACUGGUUAGCACAUCUGCUUCACAGUUCUGGCGACCGGGGUUCAAAUCCCGGUCCCCCCCUGUCUGGAGUUUGCAUGUUCUCCGCGUGCCUGCGUGGGUUUUCUCCGGGCACUCCGGUUUCCUCCCACAUCCCAAAAACAUGCGUGGUAGGUUGAUUGAAGACUUUAAAUUGCCCGUAGGUGUGAAUGUGAGUGCAAAUGGUUGUUUGUUUCUAUGUGCCCUGCGAUUGGCUGGCGACCGGUUCAGAGUGGACCCUACCUCCCGCCCGAAGAUAGCUGGGAUUUUGGUUGUUGAUCAAUAGAUGAGUCAAAAGAUUUAAGAGUAGUAGUCUCCCUACAUUAGAAAAAAUGUCACAAACAAAAAUGUCACAAAAAAUACUGUACACUGAAAUAAUGAAAUAAUAAUAAUUUAUAUAAUAAUAAUUAUGAUAAUAAUAAUGAUCUUACUCACUAAUGUACUUAGUGUGAAUUCUGAGCUUAUUUAGUUGAAGACAAAGCUAUUAUUCUGUUGUAUGAACGGCAACAGGUGGAUACACAGGUUAAUUGUACCUUCUUUUAUCUAGUGGAAGUGCAUUUAAUUGUUAUGCCUGUCACUAUACAGUAUGUCACUCAGAUAGAUGAACAAUGAAUCUAUCAAACCAGUGGUUGGGAAUCACUGCUGUGAUGUAUGCUUUGCCUAAUGUAUUGGACCGAACAGAAUUUCACAGCAUGCCUUAAGAUUGUAAUGUUUUUUAAGCCUCAAAACAGUAAUGAGCACCUGUAGGUUAUUGGAAUGGCGACACAAUAAAAAAAAAUAAAAAGUGUGUGUCAUUGCAAUCUAGUUUUCACUGGUCAUCUGUCAGCUGCUCAGUGCUGUGUUGCUAAGGAGGGAACACCAAGGCUAAGAAUAGCCUACACGAAUGAAGGCGCUAAUUAACACUGCUGACAGCUGAUUGAUGACACCGUCUUCAUCUGCCUUCAUUCUCCCUCUUUCUUUCAUGAUCACUGUAGGGAAAAAUAAUUGAAUAUGGAUAUGAUUAUCUUGUGUUGAAAUACAUUUACAGUUGCUGGUUAGCAUGUCUGCCUCAGAGUUCUAAGGUUCGGGAUUGGAAUAUCAGCUCCUGCCUUCCUGUGUGGAGUUUGCAUGGGUAAAUUGAAGACUACAAAUUGUCCAUAGGUGUGAAUAGUAAAGUUUAGCUGUCAGGGCUAAGGGUUUGCAUGGUGGACUUGGCAAAUGUGGUGGACCCAAUCACAGGGGAGCAGGGAGGCAAGGCAGGUGAGCAAGCGUAAUCUCAAAAAAGUAUUUAUUAACAAACAAGGUUCACAGAAAAAUCUAAAUAUAAAAUUCUGAAAAUCCCCCAAAAUAUAAAUUCAAAGUAAUAAAGAAUUACAAUGAAAUGAAACACUCACCACUACAGGAAAUAUGACCUGACUAAAGCUACGUGAUAUACUAUAUGACAGCAAUAACUGGGAACUGAAAGAAAGUAGGGAACUAUGUAAACAAAAAUUGAAAGUAGGGAACUAUGUAAACAAAAAUUGAUGAGACAAUGAGGCACACCUGGACAUGACACGAGUAGCUGGAGGGAGCUGACUGGUAGACACAAGGAACAAGGCUGACGAGAACAGAAACAAAAGCCUAGCGAGUUGAAGAGAAAUGAACAAGGGACACAGAAAAACAUGACAUAACAUGAAGCAAAACUAAAACCUUGUCCACACGGAAACGAAGCCGAUCUAAACACGGAAUUGUUUCAUGGAAACGCUGAAACACUGUGGUAUACAGAUGUAAGCCAGGCAUGUGUGGCAGUGUAACGCAGCCACAGGAAGUCACCAAAAACAGAGAGCAAAAGGCUCUGUGAUGUAAACAAACUCACAUCAAUGGCAGUGAAUGCAAAGCGAGGAAUGAAGGAGACAUUUGUGUGGACUGGAUUUUUUUGGAGAGAUUUUGCUGGAAAUGCCUAUCAUGCCCAGGACUUAUGCAGGACGAAUGCAACACAAGUAACCCACCAGUCGGUGUUAAUGUUGGCAGUGUUCAUGCACAGUCCCGCCACAACUUGCACAACCGUGUCGUCGUAUCAAAAAAGAAGUGAAUGUGAUGUACACACGGAAACGUGAAGGCAGCGUUUUGAGAUUAGCCACUAUGGAACCUGGUUUAAAAAAUGAUUGGAUUUGAGCUCCCAAAACGCAGGCUCUGUGUGGACGGAAUGCAGAAACGUUCAAGAACUUUUGCAGAUACACUAAAACCUGUUUGGAUGUGGCUGAAAUCUAUUCUAAACCAAUUUAAAAAAAAAAGAAAAAAGAAAAUCCCAGAUCAUGACAAUAGCCACAGUUAUAAUGUAUGAUAAUCAUAUAGUAUUUUAAUCAUUUUGACAACAGUGAGUUAGCUUGAUGUCUGAGUUAUUCUAGAACUUUAGCUAUGUUAGUUGUUUAUGUAGUGGACCAGUGGUAAUUUAGAGAGUUGGCGCGAUAUUAGCUGCAAUUUGUAGGCAGUUCAUUUAGAAUAGCAUCCAGUCUAACAUGCUUUCACAUGGGGCAGCACGGUAACAUAGUGGUUUGCUGCCGUCCCGUGUGGAGUUUGAAUGUUCUCCCCAUGCUUGUGUGUAUUUUCUCUGGGUACUCUAGCUUCCUCCCACAUUCCGAAAACAUACGUUAGGUUCUUUGAAGACUCCAAUUUGCCCAUGGGUGGGUAUGUGAGUAUGAAUAGUUGUUUGUCUAUACAAUACGUGCCCUGUGAUUAGCUGGCGACCAGUCCAGGGUGUACCCCACCUCUCACUCAAGAGUGAGCUUGGAUGGGCUCCAUUUCCCUUGCGACCUUAAUCAGAACAGUUGGCUGGAGAAAAUGGAUGGAUGAACAGAUGGAAAUGAAUUAAUCAAAUGUGUAUGACAGAAAAAGAAUGUUAAAAUGUGACUUAAAAAAAUUUACUGAACAGUUACUAAACAUUUUAUGAUGACAACAGUUUGCAUGGGAUUUUUUUUUAUUUCAACACAACUACAUUCCUUAUCUAAGAUUUCCACAUAUGUUUCCAUGUGUCUUGAAAGGACAUCUCCAUCUAAGUGUGUGAGUUCUGGUGGUAUCAUCAUGAGUCACAGCUUGCAGGAGAGCAUCGGCACAACAAACAAGAUGACAGCAGCUUCUGCAAUAGACACAUGUAUGUGUGCAUUGCAAUACAACACAUUGCAGCCAUCGGGAAUAAAAUUUAUUUUGUGUGUGUGUGUGUGUGUGUAACAAAAUAAAGGAUUGGUUGGCAAAUUAAUAAACUGUCACCAAGGCUGCAAAGACAAGCAGGUAGAAUGAACAUCCAGCCCAGGCUGUAUGUGUCAUUAUUAUAAGCAUGUUGUUGUUUAAGUUUCAGAGUCAAACAGUUAAUGCAGUGAUGGGCAAAUGUUUUUGCUCACGGGCCACAUUUGAUUUGUAAAAUAGGUUGAUGGACUACGGUAUUUUUA